AUGCCAAUCAGUAUUCCUUGCUUCUUCAUUAUUUUAAUUGCCCCGUUUUAUAUUUUGAUCUACUUGAGAAAAUUGAAAUAUGGCAGAAAGAUCAAAAAUAUGUCCAUUGUAUCCAAACUAGAGUUGGCGGUAUCAUUUCUUACCCUUCUCAUGGAAAAGAAGAAGAGAUUAGUUACUUCAUUCUGCCUUCCUUCAUUCUAUACCCUCCUCUCGUUCUCCAUGGUAUUUUAUACAUUCGUUCUCUUUUGGGGAAGGAAUUACUCUACGAUCUCUAAGAAUUAUGCUCUCUAUGUAACUGCUUUCUCCUGGUUCUCAUUUCAAGUUUACCUGAUGCUCCUCCUGACUUGCUUUGUCAAUUCUGAUGGAGUCAAAACAGUUGCUCAGGAUGCCUCACCAGAGUGGAAGUCAUCAUGGCUGUGUGUUCUCACUUACACCUGGGUGUAUAAGUUGUUGAUCAAAGGCUACAAGAGCAGCCUGUCGAUGAAAGAUUUGUGGACAGUGGAUGAUGAUUUGGAGGCAUCUCGCUGUAGGACAUACUUCAACAAGAUCAAAACAUCCAAAAACACUUCAUUGUUGAAGGUUUUAUUUAAAAUGUUCUCUUGCAAUCUCAUGUUGUCGUACCUGUUCAUGCUGGUUGCUAUCUUCUGCAUGUUUACCGUUCCUAUGAUAUUAAGCAUCUUCAUAAAAUUCUUCGACAACCCAUCCGCUCCUCUCUGGAAUGGAGUUGUUAUCACGACCCUCUUCUUCGUCAUCUACGCAAUAGAAUCGAUCAGCUACCAACGGAUGACUUAUUUAGGUUUAAGGGUGAACUACGGAGUCACAUCAACCCUCAUUGCUGUCAUCUACAACAAGCUAAUAAGCUUAGACUUAAACAGCAAACAGUCUUUUUUAUCAUCGUCUAGAAAGUUGGCACACCACAAAAGCAGAAAUUCCACAAAUAACAACUCUGUAACAGCCACCACAAAUGGCGAAAUACUGAACUUAUUGUCAACUGACGUUUAUAUAGUUGGUGAAUUUUUUUCACACUCCUACUUAAUCUGGGCCACACCUCUCCAAAUUAUCCUCUUGAUUGUCUUACUUUGGCACCUGCUCGGACGUGCUAUCAUCAUUCUCAUUAGUAUCAUCAUCAUUGUCGUCAUCACUGUUGCAGCAAUAUCUUAUCCUUUGAAAGCCUAUCAAAUUCGCCAGAUGAAAUGGAAAGACAAAAGAUUGAAAUUUUUAGAUGAAAUUUUAAACAAAAUAAAGUUGCUGAAGUUUUACACGUGGGAGAGUGUGUUUGAGAAGAAGUUGGCAGACCUGAGGGGCUUUGAGUUGAAUGGCUUGAAAAAGUUUUUCUACCUCAACAGCAUAAACGUGUUCAUAUCCUUGUUCGUUCCUAAUUUGGUAACGUUUGCCACGUUUUCUGUUUACUCGCUCUAUGUUGGUUUCUUGGACGCCAGAGUGGCCUUCACAUCAUUCUCAUUGUUUGGUCUUUUCCAAUUUCAACUCUAUCUCACACCUGUCAUAAUCACUCUUUCAAUUAAAUCCAGAGUUUCUCUGAGAAGAAUUGAAAAUUUCCUCAGGCUUACUGAGCAAAUGAAUUAUGUAGAAAACAUCACUGACACUGAAUCGGCAACAGUGGGAGAUAAAAGAACGUCACUUGUGAUAACGGAUGGCUCAUUCAAAUGGUCUCAAGUGGGUCCUCUCGUUCUCAGCAACAUCAACCUACGUGUUCAGGAACCAUCACUUGUGGCUAUUGUGGGCCAGGUUGGGUCAGGCAAGUCGGCCAUAUUGUCAGCCAUUUUAGGCGAACUUCAUAAAGUUCAAGGUCAAGUGGAAGUUAAGGGACGUAUAGCUUAUGUACCUCAGGAAGCCUGGAUAUUGAACGCAUCACUUCGCGACAACAUUUUGUUAGGCCAACCAUAUGAGAAAAAGAAGUUCAAUGAAAUAAUCGGCGCAUGUGCUCUCACUGAAGAUUUAUUGCUUCUCAGUGAAGGGGAGAUGACAGAGAUUGGAGAGAAGGGAGUUAAUUUAAGCGGAGGUCAGAAGCAGCGAGUGAGCUUGGCCCGAAGCAUCUACCAGGACUGUGACGUGUACCUGUUCGACGAUCCACUCAGUGCUGUUGACUCACACGUCGCCACGCACAUCUUCGACAGCCUCAUCGGACCACACGGCAUGCUCAAAAACAAGACCAGGUUGUUAGUGACUCAUGCAGUGAACAUACUCCCCCAUGUCGACCAGGUUGUUGUGCUGGAUGGAGGUUGUAUCGUUGAGCAAGGCACCUACCAGCAACUCAUGAACAACGACAAAUACAUAACCAGGGUGCUGACGAGCAACGACCACGCCGCGAAACUUCUCAACGACAAAUUUGAUGAUGGUCUCCGAAACGGAAACAUUAAUGACAACAGCCGUGAACCUGACAGAACAGAAUUUGAUACGAUCGUUGUUGAUGAUGUAGCAGAAGGGAAAGCUAAUUUAUUUGGCAAUCCAGAAGUAAUCGGAAAGGUAACAUGGUCAGCUUACAGGUUUUACUUAACUCUGUUGAAGUAUAAGUGGGCCUUUCUAGCCGUUGCCUGUUUCCUAAUCUUCAGAACCUUCCAAACCCUCUCUUACAUCUGGAUUACUCGAUGGACUGGUGAUCGUCACCUAUUCAAACUUUAUAAUGGAAAUAUUGAAAAUAGCUCAUACGGAGCAGGCUUUAAUCGCAAUAUUACGUUGAACAUCUACAACCAAACUUCACAUAGCACAGGAGACAUAAUAAACGCAAGUGAUAUCAAUUCUAACGACGCUGGCGCUGCAGCUAGGAGUUAUAACGGGUUGAACGCCUUCACGUUCACUUACGAUAAUUACGAAGAUGGGGUUAUGCAUUACGUGAGCAGGUACGGAUUCUUGCUGCUGGCACAUGCCUUCUUCGUCAUCUUGUACUGCGUGGUUCGUAUUGAGACGUCAGUGAAGGCAUGCAAACGGCUGCACUCUACCAUGGUUCAUCGGAUCAUGCGCGCCACCAUGAACUUCUUUUAUAGCACACCCACCGGCAGGAUCAUCAACAGAUUUUCGAAGGAUUUGGAUGCGAUUGACAACACUCUCCCUGAUCUCACACAUCAGUGGUUGACGGUGCUGACUUCACUGACUGCCACCAUUUUGGUCGUUUCAUUUUCUGUCCCCGCAUUCAUUGCCGUGGUACUUCUUUUGUUGGCUCUGUUCCUUUCCUUGCAGCACUUCUACCUGCCGACUGUCUGCCAGUUGAAGUGGUUGAGUUCAAAUUCUCGCUCCCCAAUUUACGCACACGUCUGUGAGACUGUUGAUGGACUGACAUCUAUGAGAGCUUUCAACAAACAAAGCAUGUUUAUGAAUAGAUUUGACCAGCUCGUCAAUGAGAAUACAGUCUACAGUUGUGCCAUCAAUGCUGCUGAUAGAUGGCUGUCAAUUCAGCUAGAAUUUAUUGGAUGUCUGGUAACAUUGUUUGCUGCGGUGUUUUCAAUAGUGAAUCGCUCAUCACUCAAUGGCUCCAUAGUUGGCUACUACAUGGCUGCCACAAUCCAGGACUCCUUCUUCCUCUGCUACCUCAUAAAGAUCCACUCAUCCAUGGAGACGACCAUGGUGUCUCUCCUCAGACUGCAAGAAUAUUUGAAUGUUGACGUGGAGGCUGUUGAUGAUUGCUUCAGUGAAGAUGUUCAGAACGGGGGGGACGAAGUUGAAGUUAAGCAGAACUUGUUGGCGCAUUAUAAAAGUUCCAGGUUGAAGCAGGAAGAAUGUAAGGGAAAUUUUUUAUUUAAGAAUGGUCAGAUAGAAUUCAGAAACUACAGUAUGAGGUAUAGAGAGGAUUUGGACUAUGCCCUUAAACACGUUAACUUACUGAUCAAAUCUAGAGAAAAGGUUGGCAUCAUGGGUCGUACAGGGGCUGGCAAGAGUUCUUUGAUCUCAGCUCUCUUCCGUUUCAGUCAGUCUGAAGGUUCCAUCUACAUAGAUAAUUAUGACAUUUCCAAGUUGCCUUUGAAAGUUUUGAGAUCCAACAUUACCGUUCUGUCACAAGACCCGUUCAUAUUCAGUGACACGAUAAGAAUGAACCUCGAUCCGACAUCUGAGCAUAAGGGGAGUGAUGCAGUUAUCUGGAAAUCACUGGAGCAGGUCAGUUUGCUUCAUGUCAUCAAGUCGCUGCCCGGUCAACUCGAUUUCUUUUGCGAAGCCAAUGGUAACAAUUUUAGUGUUGGCCAGCGUCAGCUUCUGUGCCUGGCUCGAACUCUGCUCCACAAAACUUCAAUCCUCAUCUUGGACGAAGCUACCGCGGCCGUUGACUUUGAGACGGACAAAUUAAUUCAAUCGACGAUCAGCAGGGAGUUCAAAGAUUGUACCGUCAUCAUCAUAGCACACCGCAUGUCUUCAACUGCCAGUUGUGACAGUUUUUCAACAACUUCAUUAAAUGAGCUUUUGUUAGUGCCCUCGUAUAAAGUAAGGAAAAUUGCAGUUGGGGGCCAUGCAGUUUUAGCAUUUGAAUACGACUUUCAGUUUUAUAUUGAGGGCUACUCUUUAUUUUUACGAUUAUUUGAUAUAUUUUUUAAGUUCAGGCAAUGGUGAAGCAAUAAAUUUUGUUUGUGAUAACUUUAAA
Helobdella robusta is the source of this 4585-nucleotide messenger RNA. RefSeq lists its product as hypothetical. Gene Ontology annotation, cellular component: membrane. Lineage: Eukaryota; Metazoa; Annelida; Clitellata; Rhynchobdellida; Glossiphoniidae. The record is from RefSeq and is a predicted model, not a curated record. Gene Ontology annotation, molecular function: ABC-type transporter activity; ATP hydrolysis activity; ATP binding. Bases 1 to 4554 code for a protein of 1517 amino acids. Gene Ontology annotation, biological process: transmembrane transport. The transcript has 31 exons.